AUGUUUGAUAGCUUGCUCAACUCCAAGUUCCACAACAAAUGCAAGCACGCGAUCAAAUGCACCCGGACCCGGCUGGAUCUGGUGCGCAAGAAGAAGCAGGCCAUGGUGAAGUUCCUGAGGAAGGACGUCGCCGACCUCCUCACCAAUAACCUUGAAUCGCACGCCUUCGGACGGAUGGAAGGGCUGAUUGUGGAGAUGAACCAAGCUUCCUGCUAUGACAUGAUCGAGCAGUAUUGCGACUACAUAGGGAAGCAGCUCAACAACCUGCAGAAACAGAGUGAAUGCCCUCAUGAAGCCUUGGAAGCUGUGUCAACUCUGAUUUUCGCUGCUGCUAGAUAUCCUGAUUUACCUGAACUGUGUGAACUCAGACAUGUAUUCACAGAGAAAUAUGGGGCUUCCAUUGAACCUUUUGUUAGCUCUGAGUUUGUUCAGAAGCUUCAGAACAAAUCAUUUACUAAGGAGGAGAAGUUGCAAGUGAUUGAAGAUGUUGCUGAAGAAUUUGUGAUCCCGUUUAAUACCAAGACAUUUGAACAACAGAUAUCUGGUGUACCUCCAACUAAAAAGGAACUUCUAAAGAAGGGUUCAUUCAACGGCGUAGAGGUUGAAGUAUCAGGGCGCAAUGGACACAGGGUAGAUAAGCAUGCUGUGCUUGACAGGAAAUCUAAAUCUAUACCUGAUAAGCGUGAAUGGAAGCAGGAAUUUCAGAUAAAACCAAAAGAUAUUCAUGUUGUUCCUGAUUACAUUGGUCAAGUUGGUGAGAAAAGCAGAAAGAACUAUUCAGAUAAACCUGUUGAGAAGAAACAUUUGGAUAGUGAUGUGCCUUCUGUGGACAUGAAGCGACGGAAUGGUCAUGAAAAGGAGAUCAACAAGGACGAGAAAAAGGGCGGUCAGUCUUGGAGGGAACUGAUGAAUGCAGAGGAGCUGGAUCUUAAUGGCUCAAAGAAGCAGGAGGUUGCCAUGGCAAAAUCUGUUCAAAGAGAAAUGAAGAAAAUAGUUCCUCCAUACACAGACCUAAAGGUAACUGAGGAGAAAGAUGGCACCGAAAAGGCAAAUGGCAAAGGCUACCAUCGGACCCACAUGGCUGGUGGCACUGAUCAUAACUGGGGACAUGCUGACUUGGGGCUUAAAACCCUGGGCCUGGAAAAGCAAGAAACUGAAUCAGCUGGUACCUUGAAUGGCAAUGGCAAAACAGUAAACAAGGUUCCUCCAUAUUCUAAGCCGUACAGAGCGACUAGCGAGAAAUCUGCUGAAGAAGAUAAUAAUGGUUUGUAUAAUCGGGCACGACAUCUGGAAGAGUUUGGACAGCCGGUGCAAGAUAGGCAGCAAAUGCCAGAGAAGCUAGUCAACAUGCGGCCUCCCUAUGUGAAGCCAAACUCUAGCAUGAAGCCCGCGCAUGAAAAUCCAACAGAUCAAGCUGCUAAUGGUUACAAGCUCAACGGCUCGGAAGCAACGGGUCACCGGAGAGACGGUCUGGUCGACGAUGAUGGUGCACCUCGGCCCGUUUCCGUCAGAAGGAAAAGUUCAAGGCCACCAACACACGGUUCUUUGCACGACGAGGCGACCAAUGAUGAAAAGGUGACAAACCAAACCCCUGGUGGCCGAACAAGGCGUCCAAGCAGCAGGAAUGGCUCCCAAGACGACCAUGAGCGACGAAAGCACUCGAGCAGGCGUAACGGGUCGACAAGCGGCAGUGACUACCAGACAGAGGAGGAUGAGACUGACACUGCGAUUGACUUUGGCAACCUCUUGCCCCGAGCGCCUCGGAAGCACCGGAGCAGGAGCGCUCAUCCCCGUGAAGGAGGAGGGCACGACGACGAAGAGAGGAUGAUGGAUAAGCUUCUGAGACACUACAGCAAGAAGGGGAUGGAGAGGGAGGAGCACAAGACGAGGUCGAAGUCCAGGACCCCUCGGCCUCGAGCAGAUCAACCUGCUGAUGGCAACAACAGAGAUGGAGCGCCCAGUCAUCCAGAGAGAACCGCAUCUCUGCCUACAGAAUCAGGUUCACCGGUGGGGAGGACGAAGGCUCCUGCCCCUGUUCGGUCCACCUCGCUGCAGCAGGACACGUCCAGGGGGAACGUGCACCCGAAGAUGCCGGAUUUCGACGAACUGGCUGCACGGAUCAGCGCCAUGAAGAGGGCAUGA
Messenger RNA from Triticum turgidum subsp. durum (durum wheat), 2142 nucleotides. Lineage: Eukaryota; Viridiplantae; Streptophyta; Magnoliopsida; Poales; Poaceae. The record is from the annotation of a GenBank genome assembly.